Molecule: messenger RNA, 933 nt
Organism: Lemur catta (Ring-tailed lemur)
Lineage: Eukaryota; Metazoa; Chordata; Mammalia; Primates; Lemuridae
Gene: TPSG1
Product: tryptase gamma 1
Biological process (GO): proteolysis
Molecular function (GO): serine-type endopeptidase activity
Source: RefSeq, a predicted model, not a curated record
AUGGCCCUGCGACCCUGUGGCCUCCUGCUGCUCCUGGCGGUGCUGGGCGUCUCCCGCGGAGCUCUGCAGCCAGGGUGUGGCCAGCCCCAGGUUUCGGACGUGGGGGCCCGAAUCGUGGGGGGCCACGCUGCCCCAGCGGGCGCAUGGCCCUGGCAGGCCAGCCUCCGCCUGCAGAGGGUGCACGUGUGCGGAGGGUCCCUGCUCAGCCCCCCCGCCCACUGCUUCUCCGGGUCCCUGAACUCAUCCAACUACCAGGUGCACCUGGGAGAGCUCAUGGUCACUCUGUCCCCCAGUUUCUCCACCGUGGGGCGGAUCAUCCUGUACCCCAGACCCCCAGGGCCACCGGCGGCCAGUGGGGACAUCGCCCUGGUGCAGCUGAGCGCCCCGGUGACCCUCUCCGGCCAGGUGCUGCCCGUGUGCCUCCCAGAGGCCUCAGCUGACUUCCGGCCCGGGACACGGUGCUGGGUGACUGGCUGGGGCUACACACGGGAGGGAAAGCCCCUGCCGGCCCCCUACAGCCUGCUCCAUGGUGGACGCGACACCUGCAGCUGGGAUGCGCCAGAGGGCAGCCUGGUCCAGCCCGACAUGCUGUGCGCCUGGAGCCCCGGGGACGCCUGCCAGGACAACUCGGGGGGGCCCCUGGUCUGCCAGGUGGACGGCUCCUGGCUGCAGGCUGGCGUCGUGAGCUGCGGCCGCCCUGCCCGGCCGGGCAUCUACACCCGCGUCUCUGCCUACGUGGGCUGGAUCCGCAGCCACACCCCGGCCUCAGAGGGCUCAGGGUCUGCCCGCCCCGCGCUGCCCCCACUGGCCGGCUUCUUCCUCCCCGGACUCCUCCUCCUGCUGCUCUGCUGCACCCUGGUGGCCAAGCGCUGGCUGCGCCCAGCCUGGGUCGCCACCCGCAUGACCCCUGACCCUUGACCCCGACAGCAGUGA